CUUGUUGAUUGGAAAGACAAAUAUUACUUGAAACAAGUUCGCUGUAACAUACCCGUUAUUACAAAAUAAGCAGUUAUCAUGUUUUUUCUUCUCGAUCGGUUACACACGCAACAUUUUCUUGUUGCUUGCUUCCAUGUCUAUUCAUAUAUUGUUUAUGUUCUAUGUUUUUUAAAAGUACAAAAAUGUAUGUCUUAAUAAAAGUUAUAUAAAUGGUUCUCAUUAAUAUUAAUAACUGGGAUUGAAUAAGUUGGCAAAGCAAUUAAGUUAACUCGGGAAUGUCCUAUUGUUAACGGGAAUUUCCUAUCAGAACAAUUUUUUUUCAAACGCAGUUUGAGUUUUUGUGUGUUGACGGUAUUUGUGAAGAGUUUGUGUUUCGUUGAUGAUGUAAAAAAGUGAAAUAAUUUCUUACCUACAAAAGAGAAAUACGUUUUAUCCCCUACUCUACUUUUAAAAAGCACAAAAAUGAAUUUGGAAGAUCUUCCGGAAGUCAAGAUAAAGCUGUUAAGCCUUUGUUGCAUAGCUGAAUUUGCUAUUCAAAGGAUAUUCGCAUAUUAUUGUCUCACAUCAGACGUAGCUGAUAAAAUCCAAGAGGAAAAGAAUGCAGUGGCGGAAGUGUUAAAAGCAUCGGCCGGUUCCAUAAGCUCCAACAAAAUGUUAAACACAGAGCAGAAUUACAAAAAGAUUUACAAUAACGAUAAAAGUUUCAAGAAUGAAGUCGAAGUUUCCCUGUUUGAUAUCACCGCUAUAUACAACUUUCUCAACAACAUUCCAAAAUUUCCAAAUUUUAAAAGAUCUGACAAAUGUUGCAAGAAAUGCAACCAUUCCUGCUCAAAAUGUUCACAUGUAGAUUGCUCAAAUGCGUGUUGCUUGACAGGAGCCAACACCUGCCACCACUCAUGCCAUUGUGGAAGAAAAUAUGUUUCUUGUUCUUUAAUUAACAAGGUCAGGAUUAUACACGAAUUGAGAAAUUUGUUUUCCCAUCUAUCAAUUCAGGAUUGCAUAAACAUUGAAAACGACGAUUUCUCUUCUUUACAUUGCAUUAAGGACCUCCAAGAGCCUAAUUUUGAUAAGCUUUGGCAAAGGUAUUAUCAAUGCAUCUUGAAUACACUAGAACUAAUCAACAAAUUCCCUAUUUCCCAGAAAGGUAAAGUUAUAUCAGACUACCAAUAUGCCAACGAAACAAGACGCCUGAAAGAAAUAAAAAUGACAAACAAAGAAACAUUGAUUAAAGCUUUUAGAUUUCCAAUUGAAUGUUUUCUAAAAGCAGACGAGCAAACAAUAACAUCUUCUCAUACAAACCCCAUGAAAUGGACGGUUUGCUUGGAUAGCAAAUUUAACAGCCGGCUGCAUAAUUUGUACAAGUAUUUGAGUAAGAAGAAAGUUUUGAAGAAUUUGGAUGAUUUAUCUGAUCCUCAAACAGAAAUAUUUUUAACGUUUUACAAGGAUAAACUUAUGAUAAAAUGUAGAGAUGCUUUGAAUUUAAGCGAAGAUAGGAACGAAUUAAAAAUAAAUUUUGAGGAAGUGAAAAUUGAAAAGCGUUUACUUAAAAUUAAAUUAAUCCUAACAUGCGAUGGUGAACUGUUCUCUGACGACUAUCAUGAUCAAUUUUCAGAACGCUCUAAGGAACUGGUCAAAUGCCUCAAAUCAUCCCUAAUCGAAACAAUUCAAAAAGAACUAAAUUUAUCUGCGAAGGUAAAACUAACAUUGUUUAAAUACGGUUCAGUCAUAUUGGAUUUCUCUGUUGAUGGUGAAUUGCAUGAUGAUCAAAUUAUUCAAAAGUGGAUUGAAAAUAACGUCAAAAUCUGCUUGCAGGAACACGACAUCUUCCUUACCCUUACGAACAUAUUGGUUCAGUCUGAAUCAACAUCUGUCGACAUUAAAUUGAAUAUAUCUUGCUCCAAUGCUGAUCUGCUGAAUGAAUUGGAAGAUAACAUGCCUAGGAUUAUAUCUGAGCUGCAGAAUUUAGAGUCUGGAGAACUCUUUGAUGAAAUGGAAGUCGAACUUAGACGAAUAGCCAAAAUUGGAAGGUUUUCUGUCUCAAGCUCUAAGCUACCAACUGGAUCAGAUUCUCUACGAGUACCUGAAAAACUGGUGCAUUUUGACACAGCUAAUCUUCCCGUACAGAGAACCACAUCCUCAUACUGUGGAACACAUUCAUCAUCUACCUCUUGGGAUUCAGGCUUGGGAGGAAGUGUUUCCCGAAGUUCUACAUUUUCAACAAGAAUCAAAAAUAUAGACAAUCUCAUUGAGGAUGAGGCAGAUUCGAUUAAACUGGUAACACCAAAGAAACGAAAGAAAAGCAGAAGAAAGAAACGCUGCAUUAUCAGUUAGGAAAUUGUUGAUGGUCGAAUGCAAGGAUGCAAUGCAGAUUAUUUAUAAUGCACCAAGUAAACUAUUAAUUAAGAAAAGGCCCGUAUGGUUAAUAAAUAAAACUACCUCGCGUUGUUUCCAACAAAAAGAGAAAACCUCUUCCAUGGAGAUGCUGAAAAGUGCAAUUUUUUGUGGGUGAUGCUACACCAGAAAAACAAUAGCAAAUGGUUUUGGACAACUCAGUGUAUCUUUACUUUUCGUUGCCGACAUUGGUACUCGAUUUAUAAAAGCAAGGUUAUGAAAAGCAAAGAUAAGGAUGAAAACAUUUGGUGAUAUCAUAAUCGUGUUUUUUUUGUAAAAAAACAAGCUACCAAGCUUUUUAUCUUUGUUGUAUCACAAUAUUUAAAUUGAUGUGUCAUGCUGUAAAAAAGGAAUAAAGUGAGGUCACAAAGCGAAACCUGUAGCAUGACCAUGCAAUCAGCGCUUUAGUUAUGUAUUGUUUUUAACGCUCAAUAUGUAUUAGUAGAAUAAGCAACCGGGGUGUUUUUUUUUAAAAUGUUGUGCUGUGUUGGGCGCUUAACAAAAUAUCUUGUCCCUUUUAAAUACUAAUUUUUUUUCUUGAGAAGAUAAAAUAAGGGUUUAUCAAUUUCUUCAUCAUUUGCUUGUGUUCAAUGCUAUAAAUAAAUUUUACCUGUCCAGAUUAAUAGCUUGUCUAUUACAACGUUCACAUAUUAAAUUUUUUAUUAAUUUAUAUAUUUGUAUGGGUUUUUUUUCGUUCUAGUCUGUUGAGAAUAUAUGAUGUACAGUGUAUUAUAGAAUGGUUGUUUGUUUCUUUCAUAAUUAUCAAACACUCGCGGGCUAUCUGUCAUAAAUCACCUAUUAUUGUGGUACAUCAGUAACUCUAAAUAGAAUAUCAAUAAACCAAAAAGACUGCGUUAGUCG
Molecule: messenger RNA, 3252 nt
Organism: Hydractinia symbiolongicarpus
Lineage: Eukaryota; Metazoa; Cnidaria; Hydrozoa; Anthoathecata; Hydractiniidae
Exons: 8
Coding region: 463-2331 (622 amino acids)
Source: RefSeq, a predicted model, not a curated record